This is a messenger RNA of Erythranthe guttata (spotted monkey flower), 1848 nucleotides long. RefSeq names its product alpha/beta-Hydrolases superfamily protein. Lineage: Eukaryota; Viridiplantae; Streptophyta; Magnoliopsida; Lamiales; Phrymaceae. The record is from RefSeq and is a predicted model, not a curated record.
UUCGUUAAAUUUAUUUUCGGAACUGAGCUAUCAUCAGAAUUCCGUGGCGGUUUGGGUUUAAUAUUGUUCAUCCGUGUCAGUUUAUUCGGAUUCGAGCGAUUUCUUGCCGUAGAAAACAAGGAUUUUAUUACAAUUUAUUCAAGUUCCGCGCGAAUUAACCCUUUUUGGGUAUGGAUGCUAGAAAUUCCAAGAGCGGAGAGUCCAGCCCACCGCCUAUGGUAAAUGGGACCUCGUUGAGGGAUGAUCGCCCUGGAAUUCCCCAAUUGUUUACAUCAGUGCCAGCUCUACAUGAAGCUGCUUCCUAUCUCGCCGAGACGACGUCUAUCUUCACUCGCUGCUUCCCAGAUAUUUCCGUAAAAACUGCAUCUCGAGACAAUGAUGGGCAGGAAAUGUUGGCAUUUGUUUCUGGAGAGGCAAGGGCCUCAACAGCUAACAGGGACUGGUCUUCAGAUGCAAGUGUUCCAUCUGUUUCCGAAUCAAUUUACAACAACUUUGAUGCUCCUUUGGUCCAGUCUGGAAUAACCAGGAGCCCGUUGGGAGAAUCUUCUCAAAAUCCUAACAUGCUUGCGCUAUCAAAUAACACGAACCCAACUGGUCUUUCCAUUUUUCAAGGUAUCGUUGAGAAGGUCAGGAGGACGGUUCGUGGUUCUGCUGAUGAUAUUGGAUGGCUACAACAAGCUACGGACAUGCCACCUGUUGAAGAUGGAACUGAAAGAUUCACAGAGAUACUUGAUGAUAUAAGGCAUGGUUUGCACGCGUUGCCAAACACAAUGGUUUACUUGUUAGUCCCAGGUCUUUUCAGCAACCAUGGACCUCUUUACUUCGUGAACACAAAAACGAGCUUUUCAAAGAUGGGACUCACAUGUCAUAUAGCUAAAAUUCACAGCGAGGCUUCAGUGGAGAAGAAUGCUAAAGAGAUUAAGGACUAUAUAGAAGAGAUAUAUUGGGGUUCGAAAAAACGGGUUUUGUUACUUGGCCAUAGUAAAGGGGGAGUAGAUGCUGCUGCUUCUUUAUCAAUGUAUUGGGAUGAACUGAAAGAUAAGGUUGCCGGAUUAGCAUUAGCACAGAGCCCCUAUGGUGGUAGUCCAAUUGCUUCGGAUAUACUGAGAGAAGGUCAGCUUGGCGACUACGUUAACAUCCGUAAGCUUAUGGAGAUCCUCAUCUGUAAAGUGAUCAAGGGUGACAUGCAGGCUCUAGAAGACUUGACGUACGAGAAAAGAAAAGACUUCCUGAGAAAAUACCACUUACCAAAGGACCUUCCCAUAGUUUCCUUCCACACCGAAGCAAGCAUUUCUCCGGCAGUUCUGGCCACGCUAUCCCGCGUGGCCCACGCGGAGCUUCCGACGUUCUCCCCGCUCUCCGUUGGCAACCCCACCACACUUCCCGUGGUCAUCCCUCUAGGUGCUGCAAUGGCUGCCUGUGCACAGCUGCUCCAGAUUAGGUACGGUGAGAAGAGCGAUGGGCUCGUCACUUGCAGAGAUGCGGAGGUUCCGGGGUCGAUUGUGGUCCGGCCCAAGCGUAAAUUGGACCACGCUUGGAUGGUGUAUUCGUCUUUGAACGACGAUACGUCUGAGGCGGAUGCUUCUCAAGUGUGUGAGGCUCUUUUGACUCUCCUUGUCGAAUCUGGGCUGAAGAAGAGACACGAAAUUUCAAAUAAAGAUGAAUGAAUGAAUGAAAUAAUAACAAGUUUGUAGUAUUAGUAUUAAUGUCAGUAUCGGGAAAUGAUUAAUUAAAUCAAUUAUUUUAUUCUUUUUGUACUUCACAACAUGUGAAUGUUCUAUUUCUCCCACUUUUAGAAUGGAUGUAUCGGUACUAGUUAUUAAUCAAUUUUAUUUCUUUAUUUGUUCA